AUGAGGAAUGGAUGGAAUGGAGAUGGGAAUAGAGAUGGGAAUGAAUGGGAAUGGAAUGAGAUAGAAUGGAAUGAUGGGAUGGAGAUGGGAUGGGAAUGGGAUGGGAUGGGAUGGGAUGGGGAUGGGAUGGGAUGGGAUGGGAUGGAUGGAUGGGAUGGGAUGGGGAUGGGAUGGGAUGGGAUGGGAUGGGGAUGGGAUGGGAUGGGAUGGGGAUGGGAUGGGAUGGGAUGGGGAUGGGGAUGGGAUGGGAUGGGAUGGGGAUGGGGAUGGGAUGGGAUGGGAUGGGAUGGGAUGGGGAUGGGAUGGGGAUGGGAUGGGAUGGGAUGGGAUGGAUGGGAUGGAUGGAUGGGAUGGGAUGGGAUGGGAUGGGAUGGGAUGGGGAUGGGAUGGGAUGGGAUGGGAUGGGAUGGGGAUGGGAUGGGAUGGGAUGGGAUGGGAUGGGGAUGGGAUGGGGAUGGGAUGGAUGGGGAUGGGAAUGGAUGGGAUGGGAUGGGAUGGGAUUGGGAUGGGGAUGGGAUGGGGAUGGGAUGGGGAGGGGAUGGGGAGGGGAUGGGGAGGGGAUGGGAUGGGGAUGGGAUGGGAUGGGAUGGGAUGGGGAAUGGGGAUGGGAUGGGAUGGGGAUGGGAUGGGAUGAUGGGAUGGGAUGGGGAUGGGGAUGGGGAUGGGAUGGGAUGGGAUGGAUAG
This is a messenger RNA of Armigeres subalbatus, 684 nucleotides long. RefSeq lists its product as uncharacterized. The transcript has a single exon. Lineage: Eukaryota; Metazoa; Arthropoda; Insecta; Diptera; Culicidae. The record is from RefSeq and is a predicted model, not a curated record. Bases 1 to 684 code for a protein of 227 amino acids.